AUGCUGCCGACCUUCACCCGCUUCGCCUCUCCCUCGCGCGUCCUCCUCGCCCACGCGCACAAGCCGCUCAUCCACUUCCCCGACCGGCGUGCCGAGCCUUCGCCGCACUCGCCGCACCCGCAUCCUGCCGCGCCCUCCGACAUCCGCGACGCCUUCUCCUCGUUCCAAGAAAAGCUCGCCAGCGGGCCGCACUUUGACAAGGCGGCCCUGCAGCCCGUCGAGGCGCUCGCCAAGGGCGGCCAGGUCGGCGGCACGGGCGGCGCGGCGGCAGCCAGCAACGCGGUGGAGGAUGUGUUCGACCUGCCCGAGCGCUUCUGGAACACACCCAGCCUGCGGUGGGAGGAGAAGGAGAUGGACGCUGUCAUGGUGAGUGCGGCGUGAGAGAACGGACAUGCAGAGUGGGCCAAAGCGAAGCGCAAGGGCAGAAGGCGUGCUUCGCAAGGCGGCACAGGCGAGCUGCAGGCAGCUGUAGACGCCCUGGUCAUUCCCGGCUGUGGCCUCUGCAGCGGGCCGCCAGCUGUCAGCAGGCGCUGAUGCUGAAGGGUCGGUGGUCUGGGCACUGGAGGGUUCAGAAGCCUCAGCACCCUAGAGGCGUCAUGCGUAUGGGCUGCGCAUCGCCCUUGCGCCAGCGAACGUCCCGGGACCUCGAGACUAGCGCACAACUCACGAAUGCGGCGCUUCACCCUGCUGCUCGAGUUCCCAGCUUGCCUCUCGCUCUCGCCGCUUCAGCUUCUGCAGGCUCGCUGACGCAGCCCAUCUCCUCACAGAGCGGCGGUGCAUUCUAGACAUAGAGAUUCGUUUGUGCUUCUUCCUUCGUCAAUGCCAGGUCAUAU
This is a messenger RNA of Tilletiopsis washingtonensis, 833 nucleotides long. RefSeq lists its product as hypothetical. The transcript is spliced from 2 exons. Bases 1 to 381 code for a protein of 126 amino acids. NCBI's taxonomy places the organism in Eukaryota, Fungi, Basidiomycota, Exobasidiomycetes, Entylomatales. The record is from RefSeq and is a predicted model, not a curated record. Gene Ontology annotation, biological process: 2-oxoglutarate metabolic process.